AGUCGAUCUGCCAUCAUGUCUUCCCCGGACGAGAGACAGGAUACAUCAGAGGGCCAACCUCCAACAUACAGCCAAAUCGACCUGCCAGAACUGCUGCUCCCUGAGUUAGAUCUCACUCGAGACGCUGGACCGUCGUCUAGCACGACAGUCACUCACGACCAAUGCGUGGCUCAUCUCAAAUUUCUGGCCGUCCUCACCGACCUGCGCGAUCAUGUUGCUAGCACCUCAGAUCUCUUUGGCAUUAAGGACCCGGAUCCAGGUAUCUUCGGGGAUAACACAGACGAGGCGUGGGCCCGAGUCAAGGAGAAGCGCUGGGCUGUCUAUACCAACCGAGCGGCCGCCCGAUAUACGACCUGGUGGGAGAGGUGCAUUCCGGGCUCUCGUUCACCCCCUAGAUUCUCUGACCUAGGGAACAAAAACUAUGCGACAAUUCCCGCCUACUACACCCUGUCUAUCUGGUCCCGGGACAUCCUGCCUCCUCUAGACGUCCUGAUGGUAUGGCACGCCCACAUGCUGAACCCGCGAGCGUUUCUUGAGGAUUGCAUCCGACAUGGGAAGAUGAAAUUUUGGGCGGCUGGCUUCCCCUGGCACGCCAUCAAUGCGUGCAUCGACAACAGUACACUAGACUACGACGCAGGGCAGCGGGCAAAGGACGUUUUUCAAGUGAAGACCGAUCUUCCAUGGGAAAAUCUCAUUGGUACAUCGGACAAAGUGGUGCACUGUCCCUGCUGCAAAGGUCGCGUUUCCGUGCCAUGGACAGACGGUGCUAUGUCCACGCUGCUGGAGGGUCUCUUCCAAGGCUGGCAGGGUUUUGCAGACAAAGACUUUAGGGCCAUCUGUCCCAAGUGCCCAUUCACCAUCGACCACGAGAGCCUGAAAAUCGCCAAGUUCCGGCGAGACAUCGAGGCCUGCCUCUAUGCAGACCGGCCCAUGCCAGGAACCUACUAUAACUUGCGAGGGGUGCCCGAAUAUGUCGGGUUCUUCGAUCGCUUCCAAAAUCCUUCAAUCUUCCCGAACCGCUUCGUUGAGGAAGCUGGUCGCUCCAUCCUGACCCGGACCAGCCCCAACAACAGCAACGACCAAGCCCUCUUGACCCUAAAGGACGUCAACGACUACAUCUCAACCUUGUUGAAUUCGUACUCUCCCAGGAAAGUAGCGACUUCCGAAUCGCGCCUAUCGCGCUACUGGGACAACUCCAGUCCGUUCGCUCUGGACCUCGUCGGCGCCGUUAUCCGACAAGGCACCUUUAUCCAGAAAAUGGACCAGAUCGACUGGCUCCACUCCCCAACAGUCCUCCAAACUAUGGACCGGCUGAUCAAGAAAUAUCAUGUUUUCUUCACCAUCAUGGCCACCAACCCGGGCCACAUGGCCGUCCCCACCCUUGAUGUCGACUUGGCCUGGCACACGCACCAACUCAGCACCCCAUCCCGAUACUUCGCCUUCUCUCUGCACCACACUAGAUACUCCCAGCACGGCACGCCCAUUUUCCUCGAUCACGACGACAAAGUCGACGAAAGCAUCCUCUCUGAUGGCUUUGCCUGGACCAGCAAAAUGUACAAACAGCUGACCGACGGUCAAAUCUACAGCGAAUGCACCUGCUGGUACUGCGAGGCCAUCCGCGCUCCAGACCUCCUUACCCUCUCCCUCCCCUUCACUUCCACCUACAAAGUGAACCGCAAAGCCCGUCGGGCUGCUGCUAAACUACAAGAUACCACCUCCCCAGACCUAGACAAAAACCCACACAUCUCAGCCCACAACGCCGUACGACCAGACCUGAGUCCUACCGAAUCCGGCCAACACGAAGGCCCUGACCCCCGCGUCGUGAAGUUUAUGAAACUACGGCACCGAUACGAACGCAUGCAGCGGCGCGCGCGCAAGAAACACCGGUCAGGCGCUAACAGAACGAACAGGAAAGAUGCAACGACGUGGGAUCCGCCCGUUUGUCCCAUGGUGUGGGGCUAUCCGGUGGAGGUCCCGUAUCAAGCACCGUACACGUGUGACCCCGGGGUCCAUGCCGAUGCAUAUGCUGGGAAUCCACUAUGCAUGAGUUUUGUGGAUGGGGCACAUGGGAAUUGUGCAGUUGGGACGUGUGGGGGUGGGGUGGCAGCUGGGGGUUGUGUGGUGGUGGAGGUGGAGGAGGAGGAGGAGGAGGAGGAGGAUGCGGCGGCGGAGGAGGAGGUGGUGGUGUUGGUGGAGGCGGUUGUGGUGGAAGGAGUUGUGGUGGAGGGAGUUGAUAGAAGAUCGCUGAGGGUACUUCGAUUGCUUUAAGAUCAAUGCAACCCACGUCUAGACAGCCAUUCCCGAUUAGAAAACCACCCAAGAAACAGUUAAGUCGCAAUAGAGAGAGAUGGAGAGGGAGAGGGAGAGGAAUCAUAUGAAGAGAAUGAAGCCAUAUCAUACCAUCCCUCUCCAGGAAGUGGCGUGAUUAACGGAAGCCGUAUAGAUAGCCUCUCAGUGGAAGACUCCACAAUGGGCCCAACACUGAGAUCAAUGCAAUCAGACUUGGUAUAUGAUGCCUUUUCGACGACUGG
Molecule: messenger RNA, 2531 nt
Organism: Aspergillus sclerotioniger CBS 115572
Lineage: Eukaryota; Fungi; Ascomycota; Eurotiomycetes; Eurotiales; Aspergillaceae
Exons: 4
Coding region: 16-2268 (750 amino acids)
Source: RefSeq, a predicted model, not a curated record